Molecule: messenger RNA, 1971 nt
Organism: Stylophora pistillata
Lineage: Eukaryota; Metazoa; Cnidaria; Anthozoa; Scleractinia; Pocilloporidae
Biological process (GO): transmembrane transport; monoatomic ion transport
Cellular component (GO): membrane
Molecular function (GO): calcium ion binding; monoatomic ion channel activity; protein binding
Source: RefSeq, a predicted model, not a curated record
CCAAGUUGCAGAGAGAAGACAAUCCUUAACAGCAGCGGAUGCCUUCAACUUUCAAGUCAGAAGAGGCACAAUCAAACGAGGAUCAAUCAUGAAGCAUAGACGAGCGUCCAUUGCGGAAAAUGACGCCGAUGGAGAAAAGAAGGACGAUGAAGUGUUUGUUCAGGAAGGAAUUGUGAAGGAAAAAGGCGACAAGAGAGAGCGGGUUCUUAAGAUGCGAAUGAAGGAAAAGAAGCGAGCGAAGCAGAAAAUGGCUAAUGCUGAACACAAAGUACGAGUGGCGACAGCGUUCAGAGGAAACAGAGAAACUGAUUUGGACUUACAAGUUGGCGACGAAGUUACUGUGCUUGUUAAGAAAGAUGAUUGGUGGCAAGGACGAUGUAGAAGUAAAGUCGGAUGGUUUCCUGCCUCUCACGUGAUCUUAAGAACAGUAAAGGCUGUUCCAGAUUAUGGAAAACACGGAUCAAGGAAAUCCACUGCGGGGACCAGUGGGGAAAGCCCCUCCCCCUCCACCAUAGGCAAUGGGGACGAAAAUGCUAACAAUAAGGUACAAGAUCUUGUCACGGAAAAAAGCUCGUCUUCUUUGGGUCGAAAAGAAAACACUUUCUUUCGUGAAAGAUCCUCCACAUCAGGCAGCCAAGUGCCUAGUACACCGCCAGCUGUGAGAGGCCGGGUGAAACUGAAAAAAACUGGUGACUGGAGAAGGGAAAUUCUUGGGGACAUGACUGUGAUGAACGCAGAGGAGUUACGGGAAUUGAAUAGCAUUAUGAGAGCGGAGCUUAGAACGCCGACAGGACUUCGUUCAAAGAGACUGGGUCCACUAAGAUUGAGCGGAGACGAUGACUCUAUGAGGGAAUGUGCCAUUAUUGAAGACCAUGAGCUGGGGGAUAUUAACCAAGGUCGACCAAACAGUGCUCUGGAUCCCAGGCCCUACUCUGCGCGAUAUUUAGGCAGGUCUAGUAGUCCACGGUUUAGUCAGAAUUCAGUUGGUCCUUUGAACAGAUUACGAACCGAGAGUGGAAGUAGCAGUGAGCGGUCGCCAUCAUCAGCAAAGAUACCUACGGUAGAGUUUUUCAGUCCCGGUACCCCGACCCCACCCUCCACAACCACAGAGCAACUCACGUCCUCGUCAGCAAAUAGUGCCAGGCUCUCUUCCAGCCCAAAAUUGUCACCGAAGGAAAAGAGACCUGCGGAGAAACCGAAAAAUGGCGAGAUGCCAGAGUGGAUGAAAAAUUUUGUCGAAACAAACAAUUUAAUUGUCGGUCAAGAUAUCAAGCUGGAUGACUCAAAAGCCGCGGGAAGACGGCGCUCGUCAACUUCUCCAUCCGGCACAGGAACUACAAAAUCUGGAACUAAAACUAAAACGGGAAGUAAAUCCUCCGGAUCGGGAUCACCGAGGGGUUCUGGAGGUACUAGCGGGACAAAAUCCCGCACGUCUCCUGGUGUUCCUAAGAAAGGAGGGACAAGUCUCGUUGGAUCCCGAAGUUCCGGAGGAAGGCCUGUCACACCGGGUAAAGCAGCUAAUAGGCAAUCCCUGUCUUAAUGCUUAUUUUAAUUAGAAGAUAGAGAUCGUCGCUGAAUGAGAUUAGCUGGUCACGCUACGUUUUUGCGUGACAUAAAAGAUUAAAACGAGGGUGACCUUCUCCUGGUCACACAAUUGCAACCGUCGUGGAGAAAAGGGGAGGUUCAAAUUUAUGUCAUGCCCAGGAGUUUUUCCGUUCAAUCCUACUAAGGAUGUUUAAGCGUAUUCCUCAGGGGUGGGGCAAGAAUCACCGUUCGCACUAUGUCUGUGGUGAGCUACUAGUCGGGAGGACUCUCUCCAGUCCCCUCCUAAAGAGAGAAAAACUCGUCCAAGUUACUGUAACGUACAUAAGAUAACUUAUUUCUCUAUUUUGUAGAUUUAUUUCAUGUAGUUAGUCAAGUACAGUCUAGCUUUUUCUUCUAAAGUAUUUGAUAUUAAAAGAAUUAUAAGAA